Molecule: messenger RNA, 2014 nt
Organism: Anopheles coustani
Lineage: Eukaryota; Metazoa; Arthropoda; Insecta; Diptera; Culicidae
Gene: Alg11
Product: GDP-Man:Man(3)GlcNAc(2)-PP-Dol alpha-1,2-mannosyltransferase
Exons: 5
Coding region: 77-1513 (478 amino acids)
Biological process (GO): protein N-linked glycosylation
Cellular component (GO): endoplasmic reticulum membrane
Molecular function (GO): GDP-Man:Man(3)GlcNAc(2)-PP-Dol alpha-1,2-mannosyltransferase activity
Source: RefSeq, a predicted model, not a curated record
UAUAAUUCUAUGUGAUUUGCUCAAUAAUCAUAGAAGCCUUCGAUUGGCUACAAGCAGCAGUCUCAAACAGUAAAAGAUGUUCUGCUGGUGUAGUUUGAUCUACGUUCUGUUCUUCCUGGGAUCGUUUUUAGCGAUCGGGCUGCUGACAGUAUGUGUGCUUUUGCGCCAGUUGGUUAAGUUUCAGCGGCGUAAAAGAUCCAACCUCAAUGUUAAACAUAUAGCCUUUUUUCAUCCGUAUUGCAAUGCUGGCGGCGGUGGGGAACGGGUUUUGUGGUGCGCCAUUCGUUCCUUGCUAAAUCGUUACGAGGAUGUUGCAGUUUACGUUUAUACCGGCGAUUCGGAUGCGACACCGGCGGAUAUUUUGAAGAAAGCGGAAGGAAAUUUCAAUCUCACUUUGAGCGCAGAACGUAUCACGUUCGUGUAUCUUAGCAAGCGAUGCUGGGUAGAAGCUUCCAGAUACGCUCACUUCACAUUGCUUGGCCAAAGUAUCGGUUCCAUUGUGCUUGGUUUCGAAGCCCUGUUAAAACUUCAGCCGGACGUAUUCAUCGACACAAUGGGAUAUGCCUUCACGUAUCCUAUUUUCGCGUUUUUUGGUGGUUGUAAGAUCGGAUGCUACACACACUAUCCAACCAUCAGCACGGACAUGUUGAGACGUGUUCAGUCGCACACGCAAGCUUACAACAAUCGCGGGUACGUUGCUAAAAAUCCAUUCGCCACAUGGCUCAAAAUAGCCUAUUAUCGGUUAUUCUCACGGGUAUACGGAUGGGUAGGACGCUGCGCCGAUACCAUCAUGGUCAACUCAACCUGGACCGAGAAUCACAUCGUUUCGCUGUGGGACGUGCCAUAUAAAACUCAUCGGGUGUAUCCUCCUUGUGAGGUUUCGCAAUUGAAGAGGUUAGAACCGUUAGCUGAUGAACAAGACGAUCGAAUCACCAUUUUGUCAGUCGGGCAGUACCGUCCGGAAAAGGAUCAUCCGCUUCAGCUGCAGGCAAUGUAUGAGUUGCGUACUCUGUUGAAUAACGAUGAAGCACUAUGGAAUCGCCUGCGAUUACUUAUUGUUGGGUCGUGUCGUGACGAAGAAGACCGCGUUCGAGUGAAGAAUAUGCAGGAUCUUGCGAAACAUCUUUCUUUAGAAAACUCGGUCGAGUUCCGCGUAAACGUGCCAUACCAGGAGCUGUUGCAGUGCUACCAGCGGGCUAAGAUUGGAUUGCAUUGCAUGUGGAACGAACAUUUUGGCAUUAGUGUGGUCGAUUGUAUGGCAGCUGGUCUCAUUAUGGUAGCGAAUCGAUCCGGUGGCCCGCUGAUGGAUAUCAUCGAGACAUCCGAAGGCAGUCAAAAUGGGUACCUAGCGUUUGAUGCGUACGAUUAUGCGAGAUGCAUUGCUACCAUUCUCUACAAUACUCCCGAGUAUAAUUCCAAAAUUCGGGAAGCAGCACGUGCUUCUGUAGAUCGAUUUUCAGAAAAAGAAUUCGAGAACGGAUUCCUUAGAGCCAUCUCGCCUAUUAUGGAUUAACACUAAUCCAUGCAGAUUAACAUUAGUGAACCCCGUUCAGUGACUUUUAUUUGGUUGGAAAUGAAUCAUGAAUCAUAUAGAACACAACCCCACAGAAGUAUACAAUUUACUAUCGUCUGAUUGUGGAUAAAGAAGAUAAUUCUUCAAUCAUGAAUCGUUAGAUAUCUUUUAAGUGUUAAGUGUUCAGUUUUCCAAUUGUGGCGUUAGAAACAAUUGGAAAGUUGCUACAAAAAAUCGAAAAAAUGUGGUUAUUCGAAAGACGAACGGGGUAAGGAUUAUUUAUACAUUAGCGACAUUUUUUUCUAACAUAGAUGAAACAUUUUUGGCUUUUAAGACGGUGUUUUGCACAAAAAUAAUCUCUCUUCAACGAUGACAGUUUUUAAACUUGGUAGAAACCCAAAUAAAGCCCUCAGCCGAAAUCACUGUCGUAGCUACACAUUUGUGAGCGUACCUGUACCUAAAAGGUAUGCAAUGGGUGAAACAAAUGCUGUUGGAUGAAUC